Molecule: messenger RNA, 666 nt
Organism: Talaromyces atroroseus
Lineage: Eukaryota; Fungi; Ascomycota; Eurotiomycetes; Eurotiales; Trichocomaceae
Exons: 2
Coding region: 1-666 (221 amino acids)
Molecular function (GO): helicase activity
Source: RefSeq, a predicted model, not a curated record
AUGUACGACGAAGAUAACCAGCAAGGAUUGAAGACAAGAAACUCGGAAAGGACGUUCAAACGCAAGUACGAGGUCGUCCGCAAAGAGUACCUGCAAACUGAGGUACGAAUCCUGGCAACGACUCUCAGUAACUCCGCCCACGAGUCUCUACAAGACAUUAGUCCAGAUUACGUGGUCUGCGAUGACUCCAGUCAAUGUUUAGAAGGAGACCAUAUGAUCGCAAUGACGAAGCCCUCGGUGAAAGUAGUUGUCCUUAUCGGAGACCCUCAACAACUGCCUUCUACUCUCAUCAGUGAGAACAAGGAAAACUUAGGGAUAAAAUACGUCAAGCGAUCAUUGAUGGAGAGACUUCGAGAAGCAGGUUACCCCUGCACAAUGCUGAGCACCAAUUACCGUUGCCAUCCGCAUAUCCUCGACUUUUUCAACGAAGUUAAUAUAUGCGGGACACCUUCGGGCAGCACAAGUCAACCCCCCUCCAAGCAGAGCUGGAAACACUCUGCUCAAGGCCAGGAGGCGGACAUGGUCAUCUAUAUGCUUGUCAAACUCUCCAAAGACGCAAAUCGAAUUGGGUUUGUUGCCGACAAGGCUAGGCUGAACGUAGCCCUUAGCCGAGCAAAGAAAGUGCUCAUCAUUAUCGGCAACUCGACUAUAUGGGACAAGGCAUAG